GCCCCGUCCGCGGGCCGGCGGAAGUGGCGCCGUUGCCAGGCGGCCGUUGCUAAGCGCGCGCUGCGUGCCCUGCGUAGGGUGAGCGGCGGUCUAGGCGGGAAGUGCGAGCUGGGACGCCAUGGCGAAAGCGUGGCAGCACCCGUUCCUCAACGUCUUCAGACACUUCAAAGUGGGCGAGUGGAAGCGGUCUACUAAGGAAGGCGACGUGACUCCUGUGACAGAUAAGACUCUCAAGUGCACGGUGUAUCGCAUCCGGGGUUCCGUGUCUGCCGGGAAUUACAUUCAGCUCCCCCAAACCAGCACCCAGUCUUUGGGGCUCACGGGACGGUACCUGUAUGUGCUGUUCCGGCCCCUGCCCUCCAAGCACUUCGUCAUUCAUCUGGACGUAGCCACCGAGGACAGCCAGGUCAUCCGUGUGUCCUUCUCCAGCCUCUUCAGGGAGUUCAAGUCUACGGCCACGUGGCUUCAGUUUCCCUUCAUCUGUGAGGCCCGGACGUCUAGGAAAGACCUGGCUGGCGUUGCCCCCUCUGGUGCCCGCUGGACGUGCCUGCAGCUGGAUCUGCAGGACAUCCUCCUGGUCUACCUGAACCGGCGUUAUGGUCACCUCAAGAGCGUCAGGCUGUGCGCCAGUCUGCUCGUCAAGAGCCUCUACACCAGCGAUUUGUGCUUUGACCCCGCCGUCACCGUUGCCGAGGCCCGGCGGGCAAAGCUGCCUGUCACUCCUGUACCUCGAGAAAUGGCAUUCCCGGUGCCCAAGGGGGACAGCUGGCACGAGCACUACAUCCACAUCCGGUUUCCAAGUGUCGGCUCAAGAGCACCUUCCGAGCCGGCUCAGAAGAGCCGCUCCCCUGCUGAAGCAGUUUUCCCGGGGCGCGUGCGGGAGCUCGUCCCUCCCCCAGUGGCUUUCAGUAAUCCUUUCCCGGACGGCGUGUCCCCCGCGGUCCAGAUGUUUGGCCCCACAGCCGCCCGGCCUGUGCCCAGGCCCCUUCCGGAGGUCAGCUUGCUCUGUGAGCACUCGGAGGUCCCCAGUAUGAAUGGCCCCCGUGACCGUAGCCAGGAGCCCUCGGCCAGGGCGGAGGUCACUGACAAGCACACAGCCGGCGACGGUGUUCGCACGGCUGCCCCGGAGUCAGCCGUGGUGCCCGUGGCCCUGGAGGAUGUGGCCCCGCGCCAGCCUCCUGGGAGAAAGCAGAGCAGGCCAGAGAUGACUUUGGGCGAGACUGUCUUUGAACAAAGAAGCUUUCUUCCGGAUCCGAUCCUCAAGCUCAAGGGCGUCAUUGGCUUUGGGGGCUGCAGUACCAAAUGGGCCCUGUGGACCAAGGAUGGGGCUGCUGUGGUGUAUCCCUGCCACGCAGUCAUUGUGGUCCUGCACGUGGACACCCGGGAGCAGCGUUUCUUUCUCGGCCAUACUGACAAGGUCUCUGCCCUGGCGCUGGAUGGGAGCGGCUCGCUGCUGGCCUCAGCCCAGGCCCGGCCCCCGAGCAUGCUGCGCCUGUGGGACUUCCAGACCGGGGGGUGUCUGUCCCUGCUCCGGAGCCCGGUCCACGCCCUCUGUUCCCUCAGCUUCUCCAGCAACGGGGUGCUGCUCUGUGGCGUUGGCAAGGACCCCCACGGGAGAACGGUGGUGCUGGCCUGGGGCACAGAGCAGGUGGGACGAGGCGGCGAGGCCAUCCUUCUGGCAAAGACGCACACCGGCGUUGACAUCCAGGCGUUUAAGGUUGCCUUUUUCGAUGAAACCAGGAUGGCGUCGUGCGGGCAGGGCAGCAUACGGCUCUGGCGGCUUCGAGGCGGGGAGCUGCGUUCCUGCCCCGUGGACCUGGGGGAGCACCGCGCGCUGGAGUUGACCGACCUGGCCUUCGGGCAGGCCCAGGACAGCCGUACGCUCUACGUGUGCGGCCGCAGCGGCCACAUCCUGGAAAUCGACCACCGGCGCAGGGCCGUGCGGCGUGCUCGCCGCCUGUUGCCCACACAGACCCCCGGCGGCCACUCCUCACAGAAGCAGCCGUUUGGCGCAGGCCCCGGCAUUUCCAUCAGCAGCCUCAGUGUCUCCCAGACCACGUGCGCCGUGGGCUCCGAUGAUGGUUACGUGCGCCUCUGGCCCCUGGACUUCUCCUCCGUGCUCCUAGAGGCAGAGCACGAGGGCCCGGUCUCUUGGGUCUGCGUCAGCCCUGACGGUCUGCGUGUGCUGUCCGCCACCCUCUCGGGCCACCUGGGCUUCCUGGACGUCCCCUCCCGAGAAUACAACACGCUGGCUCGCUCCCACACUGCACCGGUGCUGGCCCUGGCCACCGAGUGCAGCCGAGGGCAGCUGGCCACCGUGUCCCAGGACCACACCGUCCGCGUCUGGGACCUGGCGACCCUGCAGCAGCUGUAUGACCUGAGGUCCCCCGAGGAGACACCGCGCGCCAUCGCCUUCCACCCCACGCGGCCAGUUCUCUUCUGUGGCUUUGCCAGCGGGGCCGUCUGCUCCUUCAGCCUGGAGGCCGCUGGGGUCCUGGUACGGCACAGGCGUCACCACGGAGCGGUCACCGGCCUGGCCGCCAGCCCCGACGGCAGCUUCCUGUUCAGCUCCUGCUCUCGGGGCACCUUGGCCCAGUACCACUGCUCUACGACCCAGUGCUGCGUCCUGCGUGUGACAGCUAACAUGGUGUGCCGGGAUGCCCACCCAACCCCCAAUGCCCUGGUGGUUAGUGGGGACAGCCGCCUGCUGGCUUUCGUGGGCCCCUCCAAGUACGUGGUGACCAUCGUGAGCACAGCCUCGCUAGAAGAGCUGCUGCGAGUUGAUGUCAGUGCCCUAGAGCUGGCCAGCAGCCGCCUGGACUCGGCUGUGGCCAUCUGCUUUGGCCCCGUACCCCCCGGCCACCUGCUAGUGUCCACGUCGUCCCACACAGUGGUGGUGCUGGAUGCCGCGUCGGGCCGCGUGGUCCGGGAGCUAUCAGGCGUCCACUCUGUGGCCUGCCCCUCCCUGGCUCUCAGCAGGGAUGCCCGCUUCCUGCUGACGGCCACUGACCGGCUCAUCAGGGUGUGGGACUACCCGGCCAAGGCCAGCCCCGGCUGCCAGGUCUACAUCGGCCACUCAGAGCCCGUGCGCGCUGUGGCCUUCGCCCCUGGCCAGCGGCAGCUCCUCAGCGUGGCGGAUGCCAUCUUCCUCUGGGACGUUCUGGGUGCUCCCGGGAGGUCACCUUCGGGAAGUGCUGGAGACUCACCUGGGGCACCCCCGACCUGCGAGGCUGGCCCAGGUGCGAGGCAGCUGGAGGACACUGAGGCAGGCACCGGUGGGCUCCCCCGGCAGCAGGUGCCUGUGCCAUCCCAGGCUUCACCACUCCAGCGGGGCGCCCAUGCUUGGCCCCUCAAGGGUGCUGACGGUGCUUUCUCCACAGCAGAUGAAGAAGGACCAUCCCAGGAGAGCCACAACCCCGAGGGGCUCCAGCAGGCCUCAAGCCUGCCCAGGCUGCUGAAAGAGGCCAGCGGGGCUGGAGAUGGGGCCCAGGGGGCUGCCGGGGGCCCCUGGGGCUUCAGCAUGCGUCCCCACCCCUGUGGCUGGGCCACUGCUCGGAGCACCACAAAAGCCCAGGCCCAUCCCUCUGCUCGCCCAGACUGCUACAGGCACUUCACCGCUCGCUACAAGGCCUCCUCGCUGGUCAAGAGUGCCUCUGUCCCCAGUGCCCGAGUCGAGCGUCUGCUCCUGAAGGCCGUCGUGGGCUACAACGGGAACGGGCGGGCCAAUGUGGUCUGGAAGCCAGAUACAGGCUUCUUCGCCUACACGUGUGGCUGCCUGGUAGUGGUGGAGGACCUGCAUUCUGGCGCCCAGCGGCACUGGCUCGGCCACCCCGAGGAGAUCUCCACGCUGGCCCUCAGCCACAAUGCUCAGAUCCUGGCCUCUGCCUCGGGCUGCAGCAGCACAGCCUCCCGCUGCCAGAUCCGCAUCUGGGAUGUGCCUGGGGGCUCCUGCCGGCACCUUCUCUCUUACCACGACACCGCCGUGCAGGCCCUGGCUUUUUCACCGGACGACACGCUGCUCGUCACACUGGGGGACUACGGUGACCGCACCCUGGCCCUGUGGAGCGUGGCCACCUGCGAGCUCCUGUCCUCCGUCCGCCUGCCGGAGCCAGCGCACGGCGUGGCCUUCAACCCCAGGGAUGCCAGAGAGCUCACCUGCGUGGGCCAAGGUGCCAUCAUCUCGUGGCUCCUGCAGCAACGCGGGGCUGACGUCACCCUCCAGGUGCACCGGGAGCCCAUCCCUGAGGAGGUGGAGGCGGGCGAGCUGACCUCGCUCUGCUACGGGGCCACGCCUCUGCUCUACUGCGGCUCCAACGCUGGCCGGGUGUGUGUCUGGGACACAUGUGCCGGCCGCUGCUUCCUGGCCUGGGAAGCAGAUGACGGCGAGAUCGGAGUGUUGCUGUGCUCGGGAGCGCGGCUGGUCAGUGGAAGCAACACCAGGCGCCUACGCCUGUGGGCGGUGGGGGCCGUGCCGGAGCUGAGGCGCAAAGGUGUCCGUGCCAGGUCUAGCUCUGUGUUCAUGGAGCACGAACUGACCUUGGAUGGUGCCAUCGUGAGUGCCGUCUUCCACGACAGCAUGGACAUGGGCGUGGUGGGCACCACGGCAGGGACCCUUUGGUAUGUCAGCUGGGCCGAGGGCACCAGCACCCGCCUCAUCAGUGGCCACAGGAGUAAGGUGAACGAGGUGGUUUUCAGUCCCAGUGCGUCCCACUGGGCCACAUGCAGUGAUGACGGGAGUGUGAGAGUGUGGUCCCUGGCCAGCAUGGAGCUCCUGAUCCAGUUCCAGGUGCUGAACCAGAGCUGCCUCUGCCUGGCUUGGAGCCCUCCGUCCUGCGGGCGUCCCGAGGAGCAGCAGGUAGCAGCAGGCUACAGCGAUGGCACCCUGCGUGUCUUCAGCGUCUCCCAAAUUGCCAUGGAACUCAAGAUGCGCCCCCACCGGGCUGCGCUGACGGCCAUUGCCUUCUCUGCUGAUGGUCAGACCAUCCUCUCCGGAGAUAAGGAUGGGCUUGUGGCCGUGAGCCGUCCCCGCACAGGGAUGACCUUCCACGUGUUGAGUGACCACCGGGGCGCUCCGAUCUCCACCAUCCGGAGCACGAACAAAGAGUGCGGAGACCUGGGGGCAGAGGGUGCCGACCUGUGGCUGGCUGCCAGCUCAGACCAGCGGAUCAGCAUCUGGGCCUCCGACUGGCCACGUGGCCACUGUGAGCUCUUGGACUGGCUGAGUUCCCCCUCGCCCACCCUCACGGAGUUUCCCAGCCGCCCGCCGCCCUGUCUUGUUGCCUUCUGCCCCUGGGAUGGGGCACUGCUGGCGUGUGCGGGUCUCGGCGUGCAUCCGGAGGUGGUCUUCUACAGCCUCCACCAGAAGCAGGUGGUGGAGAAGAUCCCGCUUCCUUUCUUUGCUGUGUCCCUGAGCCUGUCCCCCGGAGCCCACCUCAUGGCCAUUGGCUUUGCUGAGCGUAUGCUGAGGCUGGUGGACUGUGAGUCGGGGGCCGUGCAGGACUUUGCUGGCCAUGACGACUUGGUGCAGCUCUGCAGGUUCGCCCCCUCUGCCCGGCUGCUCUUCUCAGUGGCCCACAGUGAGAUCCUGGUGUGGGAAGUCUCAGGCCACCUGGCCACAGAGGAGUCCCUGGGCUCAGGGUCCUGGCCGGCCUGGCGGAGAAGCUGAGCUGUCCCAUGGCCUCCUGCUGAGCCAAGGUGGUUUCUAGGCCCAUGUCUACACACCAGCGGACCUGCCGCUGUGAAUCGUCAAGAGCCUGGACUUUACGGAAAGUGCUCUCGAUCUGAGAGCUUUUGUAUGCUUCCGCCCUGUGAAGUUCAAAUAAACGUGGGUGUUGCAUUCUGG
Molecule: messenger RNA, 5842 nt
Organism: Herpailurus yagouaroundi (jaguarundi)
Lineage: Eukaryota; Metazoa; Chordata; Mammalia; Carnivora; Felidae
Gene: WDR90
Product: WD repeat domain 90
Exons: 43
Coding region: 119-5665 (1848 amino acids)
Cellular component (GO): centriole
Molecular function (GO): protein binding
Source: RefSeq, a predicted model, not a curated record